Cuscuta campestris is the source of this 1055-nucleotide messenger RNA. Lineage: Eukaryota; Viridiplantae; Streptophyta; Magnoliopsida; Solanales; Convolvulaceae. The record is from the annotation of a GenBank genome assembly.
GUAGAGGCCUUUUGUUCAAUGCAGGAUUUAGUUCGUGGUCUCCUAAUUAUGCCGAGCCUGAUUCAUAUAGAGAUAUAGAUUUUCAAAACAACCAUGAUGCGCUCUAUAAGGAAACUCAUCGGCACUCAACAAGAUCCGGCCCCUACAGUACCUGUGCAGAACACAACUUUACAGGACCAUGAAUUUGAAAAGGAAAUUUUUAUUGAUCCUGUUGGUGUUCCCGAUGAUGAUCUUAUUAUUGAUCCCAUAGAUGUUGUUCCUAUUACCGUUGCUGAUAUUGUUGUUGAUGUUUCUGGUGACGCUCAACGACCUCACACAGUCCAAGCAAAAUAUUCAACCGACUUCUUCCCCACACAGGUCGUUGAUUCCGCUUCGGAUGUCGAUUCCUCUGCUGACCCCCUGUCGCCGCUCCUCGAUGUUCGUGUUGCUUGCAGCACCCCUGAAACACAUCAUUUAAACAGUAUUUCCGGUGUACACGCAAGAGAUGAACGAAGGAAAAAGGUUGUUGAUGCAAUUCUACAAAAGUUAAACAAUGGAAAACUUCAACAUGGCUCAAUUAAGGCAGUGGCAGCUCAGUUUAACAUGUCACAUCGUUGGGUUGAAGAGCUAUGGAGAAUUGCUAAACGUCAAUUGGCAAGGGGCCAGGCUGUAAAUGUUCAAUGCAGAUGGCAAGAAUUUGUGAGUGCUGCAAAGGAAGGUGAUUGGGAUAUUCAAUUACAGUUUCAACCUCCAAACAGUCCAGAUUUGAAUGUGAUUGACCUGGGUUUCUUUAGGGCUAUUGAUGCAAUUCAUGACAAAACUGCACCCAGGACAAUGGGAGACUUGAUUGGUAAUGUUGCAAGAGCUUUUGACCAACUCACCCCACAAAAACUAAAUCAUGUGUUCUUAACAUAUCAGCUGGUCAUGGGUGAGGUCCUAAGCAUAAAGGAGGUAAUGACUUCAAAAUACCUCAUAUUGGGAAAGAAAAGUUAGCCAAACAACAUAGGUGUGAGUAAUGAAGUCUAUGAAGCUGCUGUGAACCUCUCAGAAAUCAACAAUUAAGGGACAAAGAAGUC